This is a messenger RNA of Gracilinanus agilis (Agile Gracile Mouse Opossum), 594 nucleotides long. RefSeq names its product DnaJ heat shock protein family (Hsp40) member C5 gamma (gene DNAJC5G). The transcript has 4 exons. The record is from RefSeq and is a predicted model, not a curated record. Lineage: Eukaryota; Metazoa; Chordata; Mammalia; Didelphimorphia; Didelphidae. Bases 1 to 594 code for a protein of 197 amino acids.
AUGGCACAAGCAGAUGAUUAUCGACUGUCCUUCUUUGGAGGAUCCCCAUAUGAAGUGCUGGAGUUGCCUACGGAAGCAACACAUGAAGAGAUCAAGAAAGCCUAUAGGAAAUUGGCCCUGAGGUACCACCCAGACAAGAAUCCAGGAAACCCUGUAGCAGCAGAGCGGUUCAAAGAGAUCAAUGCAGCCCAUUCGAUACUCCGUGAUCCCUGUCAGCGCCAGAUCUACAAUGACUAUGGUUCCUUGGGCCUCUUUUUGGCUAACCGAUAUGGCACAGAAACUGUCAAAAUCUAUUUCAUUGUGUCUUCAUGGUGGUUCAAGAGCCUGGCCUUCUUGUGCACACUUCUUACUUGUUGCUGCUGCUGUUGCUGCUGCUGCUUUUGCUGUGAGAGUACCAAGUUUGACCGUGAUUCAUGGGAUAUAGAGACACAACCUCCAAUGGGAAUCCGUAGGAAAUUUGGCCAAGGUGCUGACCUUGUGAAUGUGUCUCCUGCUGUCCAGGCUACUGUACACACUGAAGAAAGGGACCCUUGGCCCCAGUCCCGAUCUUCACCCUGCUCCUGUAAGCACCAUGAAUGCCAUGAGCUAUGCUGA